This is a messenger RNA of Wasmannia auropunctata (little fire ant), 748 nucleotides long. RefSeq lists its product as uncharacterized. The transcript has 2 exons. Lineage: Eukaryota; Metazoa; Arthropoda; Insecta; Hymenoptera; Formicidae. The record is from RefSeq and is a predicted model, not a curated record. The annotation marks the transcript as partial.
AUUUUGGUGAUACAUAAAGCAAUAGAACUGAAUCAAAUUCGAUUUACUACAUCCAGGAUUCCUUUUUGAUUGUCAUUGAAGGUAUUUGUCCACGGCUUGCCGUGUAACAAAUUGGAUGACGUACGAUCCGUGGACCGUAGGCACGCGAGCCUACAACGACGUGCAAGUUGUGCGUAGAAUGCACCGUGCGGUGCGAUUGAAACUCUGCGAAUGCGACAAUGAAGAGAUAGAUAUGGCCAGUAAAAUUCGAAAUCCAUGGUGUCCGGACAGAGAAACAAUUUUAGAAGACUUUUCUUCAUGUCCAGCUCUAAUGGGAAAUGGUCUAAGUAUCCAUCAAAUAAUUUCGCCCAAAGGAUUAAAUCAAGCUGACAUGGCAGCCACGCAAUUCGCUUUUCUCGGGUUAAUUGUGUUGUACCCUCACGAACUCGGCAUUCAUGCUAGCGAUGAAGAUAUGGCAGCCUUUUGUCAUACAUGGAGAGGUCUAGGAUAUCUUCUUGGCAUGGAGGACCAAUAUAAUUUCUGCCGCGGCAGUCUGAAGGAGAUUGAGCAAAGAUCGCGCGACUUCAUGGAAUUUUUUAUGAUACCCAAUUUGUCGAGAGUAACGCCCGAAUGGGAACAUAUGUUGAGAUGCUUUGCGGAAGGUUCAUCUUACUUUGGUAGUAUUUUGCCUUUCAAGGUAUUGCUAUUGAUCGUCACCGAUUUAUUGAACAUCGGUAUGCCACGUAUGCGAAGUACGCUCACUUAUUUU